This is a messenger RNA of Suillus fuscotomentosus, 1371 nucleotides long. RefSeq lists its product as uncharacterized. NCBI's taxonomy places the organism in Eukaryota, Fungi, Basidiomycota, Agaricomycetes, Boletales, Suillaceae. The transcript has 10 exons. The record is from RefSeq and is a predicted model, not a curated record. The coding region runs from base 223 to 1044 and encodes 273 amino acids.
CGCUUUUGCAGAUGUACAUGCCUCACGCACACGGCUGAGUCGUCACUCCCAUAAGCAUGUAUCACUGUGAUGCUAUUAUGAACCUUCCGUAAUCGAAGCCGGCAAAGAGAGUUACCGACGCUCCCUGUUCUGCUCACACCUCGCGUGCUUUCUCGUGUCCCCCAUGCUGUUGAAGUACUACAUAUACGUGUAACGUACGUACUACUCUCAACCAUUCUACUCAUGUCUACGACAGACGCCACUCUAUCCCCAAGUGUGCCACCUGUUCCAUCCCGAAAUUCUGAGUCGGAUAAGACUCAGCUGUUAUGGUAUGAUCCACCACGACAUCCCUUUUGGUGUCUGUGCUUCAAGGCAUUGUGUUUGAUCGCUAUAUCGAAGCCGUCGGUCAACCACUGGGAUGACCUCAUAAAUGGUCGGAAAAAGGAGGAAUGGGCAGAGCAUAAGAAAAUGGUGACAGAUCGAUUAGGAAACAUGAACGUCACGGCGGGUCUGGUUUUGACCACAAGUGCUGUUUUUAUAUCUACUCAACCUCCAUUUCAACCUCUUAUGCCCUAUGCAAGCCAUGGGUCGUAUAUCCUUCAAGUUUCAUCCUUUGUAGCUGCGUUGAUCAGUUUGAUGACUGGAACUUCUGUCCUCAUCAUCUAUGACACUUGUUAUGGAAAUGCAGAUAUGAAACGAAUAUUGAAAUCGUUAAAGCGAUCCCGCUUGCGCCUCGUAUGCUCCCUUAUACUGAUGGCAUAUCCUUCCCUGGCUCUAGCAGUCUCAACAAUGGCUUUACUGACAGCUGUCUUUGUAGCUGGUUUCACUUCCGACAAGCUCUUCGUGAAAAUUCUGACUGCAGUGACAUAUUUAACACUGGUUCUUCUCGCUGUUCUCGCUGUAUAUGUAUUCAGCGCUCCUUGGUUUGACAGCAUAAACGAUCCAGAUCCUGCAGAUAGUCAUGAUCGGCCAAGCUCUGGGCCAAAGGGUGAUAGCGUGGUCUCCCACAGAGAAAUCGAGUACUCGGGCAGCCGCAUCAAGCCUCGGCGAAAGGAGCUCGUGUAGGGGAUCACGCGACCACCUGGUGAUAUGGAAGGAAACUAUUACUGUCAAUGAGUCUCGCUGUUAUGUUACUUGUAAUUUUGGUGCUCUUUUGAACUUGUACUUUGUCGUUUCUCCUAGAUCUGAGGCGCUAGCAGCUGCAUUCCUUGGUACUACAUCACGACGUGCACAUACGCAUCACUUCAUUUACAGGCGGCCUCCCUGUGAGCCGAGGCUCUGAGGAUGAUGAGAUGCCAGCGCGAGGCGUUCUUGCCUAACCACUGGCACCCUCCCUAGAGGUCAAGAGUGACUAGUGACUGGCCAUCUUGAUUUUCAGAAACUGGCCUGGGG